This is a messenger RNA of Phialemonium atrogriseum, 1884 nucleotides long. RefSeq lists its product as uncharacterized. The record is from RefSeq and is a predicted model, not a curated record. The transcript is spliced from 2 exons. Gene Ontology annotation, cellular component: endoplasmic reticulum. Gene Ontology annotation, molecular function: ubiquitin binding. NCBI's taxonomy places the organism in Eukaryota, Fungi, Ascomycota, Sordariomycetes, Cephalothecales, Cephalothecaceae. Bases 142 to 1695 code for a protein of 517 amino acids.
CGGUUGAACCUUGACGAAGAACCUUGACAACUGGUUACCCACCUGACGCCAGAGAAGUGGCAUUUGCCUUUCAAUGGGGUUUUGAUUCCCCAUCUUGUCCUAUCAUUCGUUAAUUGAACGCCGGUCGGUAUUGAAGGCAACAUGGCGAGCGAUGCCGGUGCUGGGUUUGACCUCAGCCAACUAUCCUCAAGCCAACAGGAAGCCCUACAGCAGUAUACCGAUGUUACAAGCCAAGAGAUAAAAGAUGCGGUACCUCUUCUGGAGAGGUCGCAAUGGAAUGUUCAGAUAGCCAUUGCCAAGUUCUUCGACGGCGAGGGCCCUGAUCCAGUUGCCGAAGCUAUGGCUGCCCAGAAUGCAGUUCCUCAAACUGCUGCAAGGCACGAGAACCUGCACGAAAGCCUCCUCGACUCCGCCCACACCCCGCGGGCUGCUCGGAGACAGGGAACAGAGCUUGCCCCAAGAGUCGUACCGCAGCCUCCUACAAUAUAUCGACCGCCCUUCCUGGUCAACCUGUUGUUCGCUCCAUUUCAAAUGGGCUAUAGGGUUGUGGCAACCUUGUUCCGCUCCGUCUUUUACAUCCUCUCCUUCCUUCCCCGAGCGAUCCGGCCACGAACAGUCACGAGAACAAUGCAGAAAGGGUGGAAGAACACAAAUGGCCGGAGGAUGCUGAUGCCAAGGGACAGUGCGGCGAGAUUCAAGCGCGAAUUUGAGGAUGAGUACGGUGAACACAAUUUGCCCUUCUUCGACGGGGGACAUGCCCAGGCCAUCGAUGCUGCGAAGAAGGACCUCAAAUUCCUUCUUCUUAUAUUGAUGUCCCCAGAGCACGAUGACACGGAAUCUUUCACAAGGGAGACGCUACUCUCCCCAGAAGUAGUGGAUUUCGUCAAUGACCCGGCGAACAAUAUCAUCCUGUGGGGUGGGAAUGUCUUGGAUUCCGAGGCCUACCAGGUCUCACUCGAGUACAGCUGCACCAAGUUCCCCUUCUCAGUCCUCAUUUGUGCAACGCCAAAGGAAGGAAGCACGCGCAUGGGCAUCAUCAAGCGACUGGCUGGGCCCAUGAGCCCCUCAACCUACCUGGCCGGCAUCCAGGCAGCAAUGGAGAAAUACGCUCCUGAUCUGGAGGGUGCGCGUUCCGAGCGUGCGGCGCAGCAGCUGGCACGGAACCUGCGCACCGAACAGGAUUCGGCGUACGAAAGAUCCCUAGCGCGGGAUCGAGAACGGGCAAGACUAAAGCGGGAAGCCGAGGCUGCCGCUGCCGCUGCGGAGAGAAAGGCGCAGGAGGAGACAGAGGCGGCGGAGCGCCUGGAGCGGGAUCGUCAGCAGUGGCGCAGAUGGCGCGCAACGACCAUUAAGCCCGAGCCAGACGCUGCAGCCAAGGAUGCCGUGAGGUUGGCACUCAACAUGCCGGAAUCAUCCGGCGCCGGGCGGGUGAUCCGCAAAUUCGGCAAGGAGGCGACAUUUGAGGAGCUCUACGCAUUUGUCGAGUGCUACGAUCUCCUCCAGGGGCCAUCCGACGAGGAGAAGGCGACUAAGCCGGACGACUACGAGCACAAAUAUGCCUUCCGCAUCGCCUCGGUCAUGCCCCGGGAAACGUUUGAGCCGAGUAAGGACGUGACCAUCGCGGAGAAGAUGGGCAGAGGAGGAAACCUUAUUGUUGAGGAAACCGGCCACGCAUCUGACGAUGAGGAAGAAUAGUGUCUUGGGCUCGGUGAUGCACGCAUCGACUUGGACGGCGGCCACGGGAAUGAAUAACCCGGUGGGCAUGGCGAGCAUGCCCAACCUUAAAGCCAUGAAUUCAUAUAUAUACGACCCGGGUCUGAUUGGGUUGCCUUAUCCUACCACCUGAUAGACGUCCCAAGACAGGGCCGUGUCAUGUACCAUCCA